GUGUUCUUUGGACUUUUCAGUACUUUUCUUCAGUGAUUUCUAUUCAAUCACAGCCUUCUGGUUUCGGGCAUUGUUCUGUUUUCUUAGUGUUCUUAGGUGGGUGGGCUUCAUUUGUUGGAAUUAAGCUUCAGUUUUGGGCAUUGUAUUUGCUCUCUUUGUGUUCUCAAGUGGGGUUUGCUUGUUUUCUUGGAAUUAUG
Messenger RNA from Dentiscutata heterogama, 197 nucleotides. Lineage: Eukaryota; Fungi; Glomeromycota; Glomeromycetes; Diversisporales; Gigasporaceae. The record is from the annotation of a GenBank genome assembly.